Messenger RNA from Coffea arabica (coffee), 622 nucleotides. The record is from RefSeq and is a predicted model, not a curated record. Lineage: Eukaryota; Viridiplantae; Streptophyta; Magnoliopsida; Gentianales; Rubiaceae.
AUGGCCGGUGAUACACUUUACCUUAUUAUUAUUAUUGUAAAUUACUUUGUACAAUAUCCUCCGGCAGCGCAGGUUCGCAUAUCUGAGGUUAAUGAAACUUUGGUCAAUUGGAAGACUUUGGUGCACGUUGUUGAGUCUCAUCGUGUCAAGCACGUUCAACUGCAUGGUUCUUCCAAGUCAUUUUGUCACUUCGAAUUUGGUGAUUCCCAGGGUAUUAUGGUUUCUGCAGUUGUCUAUGAUGAUGACAUCUCGCAUGUGGAUGGCCUUCUAUUGCCGUUCAAGAAGUAUUACGUAUCAGCUGUGGAGAUUUGUGAAAUUCCAGAGACUACUCCCCCGGGACUUUAUCGAUUCUAUUGGGUUAUUAACAGUAAGACUGUUGUCGAGGAAGUUGCUGAAGAGGUCGGGCCAGUGCUUUCGUUUUAUUUCCAUCUGCGCUCAUUUGAAUCACUUCAUUUUGUGGCUGACACUGAUGAGUUCAUAAAUGUAAUGGGGCUCAUUGUUCAUGCUUUCCUUCCACGAGAUGUUUAUAUGGACGGGACUAUGCGCCAUGGGAGGGACUAUGUCAUAGUCGACCACAGUCCUUUUGACUUUGUGGGAGGAUUUUGAGGCUGUCGAAGGUCAU